UUGUGUGUUUAGUAACAACUGGACCAGGAAAACGUUCAAUUGCACAUCCUACGUCGGGAAAAACUCAUAUAGGAAUAAUGCAAGAAAAUCUCAUCAGCACGAGUCAGAUUUUGCGUAUAAAACGGUGUCUGGGCAAGCUUUUAUUAGUUUAUCUUGAAAGUUACAAGGAUGGGGCUGCUACGAAUUACUUCGGUUGUGAUCCUGGUGUUACAUGUUUUUGGAGCGCACGGAGAUCUCCCGUUAUUGCCUGGGAAUAGACUGAGGACAGGGGACGCGGUAGAAUACCCCGGCGCAACACUCAUCGACUGCGUAAAGGGGAAUAUGAUUUUGUCUGACUUCCAUAGAUCGCACACUUACACACCAACUCAAGCACUGGUGAACACAAAUAACUUCGAUCUCUACCCGUUUACAUCCCACGCCGUCAUUCCCGGGACCCUAGUCGAUGGUGGCAUAGGGAGGUUCUCGUUUGUCAAACUGACACAUGGCAUAUUGCACAAACGGACGGCAUUCGCGCUGCAGACAUCAGCAGAUGGUGAAUACGCGUACUGGAUGCCGCAGGGAGGGUACGUGGAUGUGCCGCAACACCCCAGCGCCAACCAGCCGCACUUCGUCUUUACACCAGACUACAGUGGCUGCGCAUGGACCGUGACACCGAUGGCCAACGGCAUGCUGCGACUAAAGCAUGUGGAAGGCGGGCACGAAGACAGGCAGUUUAACAACCUCCCCCCAUUUCAGAAGGGGGGAGACGUCUCCUACGGCAUGCAGUUCCGCGACUACGGUUACGUGCACAGGAAUGGGCGGCUGAUCAAGCAUGCCACGGCGUAUGCUUACAUGCACUACUCGGAUGUCACUAGGAGAUGGACAUUGUACGUGCAACACCAAACAUGCGCGCCGCGGCCUGGCAACACCGCGUACGACCACGGGCAAAUCGCCACCAUGAAGAUGAACUACUUUCACCAGAAUACCUGGAACCCUAUUACUGGCACGGAGUUCUGGGUUAUACCGUCUAGUCGGUCGGUGGGUUAAAAUUGAUCCGCUCUCAUUGACAUAUAGAAACCAAAGUUGUUACUUUCAUUUUUUUUAUUGAAAUUGGUUUUGCCCAGUAUUGUUAUGGUAACAUUUUAUUUGAAUUUGGAUCGAUUUGGCAUAAAGAGUGUCGAGUUAUGA
This is a messenger RNA of Cydia strobilella, 1167 nucleotides long. RefSeq lists its product as uncharacterized. The record is from RefSeq and is a predicted model, not a curated record. Lineage: Eukaryota; Metazoa; Arthropoda; Insecta; Lepidoptera; Tortricidae. The transcript is spliced from 5 exons. Bases 169 to 1026 code for a protein of 285 amino acids.